CUCAACAGUACGAGAUUCGUCUUGCAGCAGCAGCUCCUGUAGAUUCUUCUCAUCCGUCGUCCUGAUGAGCAGCGAUCAGCCUCCUCCGUAUCGUCCUCUUUACCCUGAGACUCAGCCGAGCCCUGGUUUCCCCACAGCUCUCAGCUCUCAGCAUGUGGCCUUCCCCGGCUCCUCAUUCCAGACUUUUCCUCAGAGCUACACAGGUGGAGGAGAACAGUCCUACUACUCUGGGCCUCCAGCAGAGACGAUGGGGCCUCCAGGAACCUUUGUCAUUCAGCCUGGAUACCAGGGUUACCAGAGGGUCGGCCCCGGCCCCGACCCCAAACUGUACGGAGAGGCACCAAAACACACAGUGUUCGUGGUGGAGCCGCAGGAUCAGCGGCGAGGACAUGCCGAGGACUCGUUUCUAACAAGCUGUUUACCUGCUCUGUGCUGCUGCUGCCUCUGGAACCUGGUGAGGUCGCACCUCGGCUGA
Messenger RNA from Solea senegalensis (Senegalese sole), 475 nucleotides. RefSeq names its product cysteine-rich and transmembrane domain-containing protein 1-like. The record is from RefSeq and is a predicted model, not a curated record. Gene Ontology annotation, cellular component: extracellular exosome. Bases 65 to 475 code for a protein of 136 amino acids. NCBI's taxonomy places the organism in Eukaryota, Metazoa, Chordata, Actinopteri, Pleuronectiformes, Soleidae. The transcript is spliced from 5 exons.